CCUCAUCGGAGGCACACAUCAGCUCCCUUUUGUUUUGACGCGCUGUUGGUGGUACAGGGAUACCAAGCAUGAGAUCCCUCAGUUUGUUGCUACUCGGCGCCAGCUGCGCGCUUGUCAUAAGCUUUGCCUUCGCCCAUCCCCCCGAGGGCGUGUGGAAGAAGAAGCUCACCUGGAAGGAGGACUGGGUUCAGGUGUGGAAGACCCACAAGAAGGAGGCAUGGGAAACCAAAUGGAAGAAGGUUUCCGUGCCCAUUUGGAAGGAAGUUAAGGUACCCGUCUGGAAGGAGGAGAAGGUGCCCGACUGGAAGAUCGUGAAGAAGCCGAAGCUGGAGGAGAGGGAAGUCCCCGCCUGGAAGGAGGUCAAGGUGGCCGAUUGGAAGAAGAUUACGAAGCCAAUUUGGGUGCCCACCAAGGUGGCCGUGUGGAAGGAGAUCCAAGUUCCGGUCUGGAAGGAGGUGCAGGUGCCAUUUUGGAAGGAGAUCCAAGUGCCCGUGUGGAAAGAAGUACAGGUGGCAGACUGGAAGCAAAUGUUCGAGCCUCAAUGGGUGAAAAUGGGAAUUCCCGGUGAAAAGUUCCUGGGCAAGGAUCACGAGGGCUGGGAGUACACCAGCCACGAUCUGUGGCGCAAGAAGCUCGUCUGGAAGCCCGUGUGGAAGAAGGUUUGGCGCACCGAGAAGAAGCAGGAGUGGCGCACCGAGAAGAAGGAGGAGUGGCGCACCGAAAAGAAGCAGGAAUGGAAAACCGAGAAGGUCCAGGAGUGGAAACAGGACAAGAAGCUGGAGUGGAAAGAUGAAUGGAUUCAGGUGUGGAAGACAGUGAAGAAACAGAUCUGGAUCAAGGAGAAGCGCGAGACUUGGAUCGAGGAGAAGGUACAGAUCUGGCGCACCGAGAAGCGUCAGGUCUGGGCAACUGAGAAGCGUCAGGCGUGGAAGGACGAAUGGCAGUCGGUGAAUGUGCCCGUCGUCAAGGAGGUGAAAGUGCAGGAGUGGAAAAAGGUGUGGAAGCCCGUCUGGGAAAAGGUCUGGGUGCCAGCCCCCCAUCACGGUCACGGAUGGGACUGAAACAACCUGCGGGAUGGGUCGCUAGCUAUGCGACAGCACUGAUAUCUGAUAACUGAUCCAUAUCGCCCUUCUUCACACUUUGUUCAUCCAUCCAUCCAUGCAUCCCCCCUUCCACAGAACACCAGUGUGUACAAGCGAAAUUGUUGAAAUUGUUAAAUAGAUUUAAACUCGUAAGGCAUUCCCCUACACUCCACCUGCUCACCUGCUCACCUGCUCCAUCUUCAUCUUCAUCAUGUUGUAUAAAACAUUUCAUUAUUUCCAUUUUCAAUAUUCUGUCUUCCAUUCUCGCUCUCUCUCUCUCUCUCUCUUUCUCUCGCUGUAUUUCUUCCUCAAGUGUACAAAUUAGUCAUGCGCGCGAUUUUGUCUUUAAGUUAUACAAAAUAAAAUCAAAAUUCAAUAAAACAACGAAACAAAAUAAUGUAUACGAAUUUGAUAUUUCUCUACUAGUGUGUGUGAAAUCUGGAAACUAUCCACAAAAAGAUUGCCUUGUAAAUAUGUACUUAAACAUAAUUAUAAUUCACUUUAAGCCCACACAAGAAAU
Messenger RNA from Drosophila obscura, 1602 nucleotides. Its product is annotated as golgin subfamily A member 6-like protein 1. Lineage: Eukaryota; Metazoa; Arthropoda; Insecta; Diptera; Drosophilidae. The transcript is spliced from 5 exons. The coding region runs from base 69 to 1061 and encodes 330 amino acids. The record is from RefSeq and is a predicted model, not a curated record.